Messenger RNA from Darwinula stevensoni, 564 nucleotides. Lineage: Eukaryota; Metazoa; Arthropoda; Ostracoda; Podocopida; Darwinulidae. The record is from the annotation of a GenBank genome assembly.
AUGAAGGGCGAGUGCGUGGAGAUGGGAACCGGCUCCAGCCCCAUCCACGGGAACUGGGGAGAGUGGAGCCCGUGGAGCGCCUGCACCAGGGAGUGCGGGGCGGGGGUGCAGCACCGACAGCGAGAGUGCGACAACCCCGCCCCGAAGCACGGGGGGCGGUACUGCGUGGGAACGAGACGGGAGUACCGCAUCUGCAACGUCCAGGAAUGCUGGAAGGGAGAGACGAGCUUCCGCGACACCCAAUGCCAGGACUUCAACGUUCUCCCCUACAAGGGCAAGACCUACACCUGGACCGCCGCCUUUUCCCGCGGUACUUCCAAAUAUCGCACCACCCCAAAACCAUGCUCCGGUACCGGCACCAACCGGCCCCCAAAACGCUCCUCCUCCCCCACCCACCCACAAAAACCACCAACCCUCGACCCAUUAAACCCCCCAGCGAACCCCUGCGAGCUGCGAUGCCGGCCCGAAGGCGAGCUUUUCUCGGUCGUCCUCAAGGAGUCCGCCGCGGAUGGGACGCCGUGCAAUCCUGGAUCGCGGGACAUGUGCAUCGCUGGGAUCUGCAAG